Messenger RNA from Belonocnema kinseyi, 1044 nucleotides. Its product is annotated as regucalcin-like. Lineage: Eukaryota; Metazoa; Arthropoda; Insecta; Hymenoptera; Cynipidae. Bases 1 to 1044 code for a protein of 347 amino acids. The transcript has 7 exons. Gene Ontology annotation, molecular function: calcium ion binding; gluconolactonase activity. The record is from RefSeq and is a predicted model, not a curated record. Gene Ontology annotation, biological process: L-ascorbic acid biosynthetic process.
AUGUCUGCCACGUACUUGAGUCGAAAUUUAGGCCCUGCUUUUACGCUCCAAGUCUGGAAUGCAGCAACGGAAGAGCUUCGCUCUGAUGAAACCACUAUGUUGGUCAUGGUAGUCUCUACUCCAGCGAUUACGGUUGGCAACAAAACUACCAAUCAACCUCGCAAGCUCAUUCGCAACCCCACUGGCAACCUCACUCGCAACACCCUCCGCAACAAAGCGCCGCUACCAACGAAGACCGGUUAUCUUUCUUUUGCUGUUCCUGUUCACGAAAAUCCCGAUCUAUUUGUGGUGGGUCUUAAUAAUAAAAUUAUAAUAAUCCGAUGGAAUAGUUCCGAAAAUACAUUUCAUCCUGAUUCGGCCCUAUUAGCAAUUGUGGAUGAAACAAUACCUAGCAACAUAUUGUCUUAUGGAACCGUCGACAAGUUAGGCAGACUAAUGUUUGGGACGAUGAACUUUGAUGGACUGAAAUUGGCAAAUGUGAGCACUUUGAAUUUUGAUCUGGAUUUAAAAACACACAUUAGCGGAUUUGUUUGGUGCAAAGGAAUAGUGGUAGACCCACAAGCUAGUCAGGUCAAAGUGUAUUUGGUCAAUUCUGAGACACAUAACAACCUCAUAGCCUACAAAUAUCACGGCAAAAAUGGAAAAAUUGGGAACAGCAAAGUCGUCUUUGAUUGGUCAAAACAAGAAAUGUCGGGAUUUCCACGCCGUCUGACAAUUGAUAGGGAUGGUAAACUCUGGAUAGCUCUUGAUGGAGGUCACGGAAUCAUUCAAGUCGAUCCGAAUGGGAAACCAAAAAAAAUUAUUCAAUAUGUUGGUUUACCUGCACUUAGCGUCGGCGCAUGCACUUUUGGAGGCCCGAAUUAUGAUAUUUUAUUUGUAUCUACAAUGCCAAUUUUUCACGAAAGUCAUCAUGGACAACAUCCUCAAACAGAUAAAGGUGGUUCAAUUUUCGCUAUCAAGGGCCUUCAUGUGCAGGGGUGGGCUCCAGAAGAAUUCAGGUUGAAUCGAUUCAUUAUCGAUUCAAUUUUUCCAGAAACUCACUGA